UGUUUAAACCUAGAUUUAUCUUUUUAAAAAAAAGGACAAAGUUAGUACGAAUGUUAUGAUAAAAGGCUAAAAUAAUGCCGUUCCUUUGAAAAGUGUUUGCUUAAUAUCUUUUCUUGAUUGACAAUAAAACAGAGUUGAGUUGUCGUUCUUGUAGUGAUGAUAGUAAAUAUGCACGAGAAAGGUGUGACGAACAGUGUAAAUUUGACGCUCGUGCAACUAAAUCAAACUGAGAUAACAAAAUAUUUGCCAGUAACGAUAAUUCUCGUGGUGAUUAUGUGCGUAGGAAUAAUUGGGAAUAUUUUAGUGUUAUUCAUUUACAAGCUGAAGUUUAAACAAUCUAGUGCCCGAGUAUAUAUUCUAAGUUUGGCGCUCGCAGAUUUAACAGUUUGCUUGUUCGGCAUACCAUACCACGUGCUGGAUUUGACACUCGUAUUGACUUAUACAUACAAACCAUUAUGUAAGACUUUCAGUUAUUUCAUGGGAGCUUGUACUCAAAGUUCUAUUUUUAUACUUUUAGUGGUUGGCUUGGACAGGUACCUUAAAAUUUGCAGACCUCUGAAAAAGCAAAUAGUUGAUUUUGGUGACAGAAAAGCAUGUGCUAUUGCGGUUGGUGUGGCGAUGUUUUUGUCCAUUCCAAAUGGAAUUAUUUAUGGUCAUAGUUCCGUUAAUACCGGAGUAGACAACUUGACAGGGAUAGAAUGUUUCAUUGAUGAUAAAUACCACAGUUCUUGGGUAGCAUUCGGAUAUUUCGGUUUAAUUGUUCUUGUAUUUCUAGUCUUAAUAAUGUUACUUAUAUCAAUGUACGCUUUAAUAUGCCACACCAUAUAUAAAAGUGGCUCCUCUAUUAUUGAAGUUUCUUUUAAACGUAAGAUAGAUCCACGCCUUUGCUGCAGAAAUGAAUCACGUGACAUUAAAGCGGAAGCGGAAAUGGUAAAUCGGAGUUCUGGUACGUCUACGAAAACCAAAGAAUCUAGAAGAAAAGAAAUCAAGUGCGCUGAACAUAAAUUUGUUCGAAAGGACACAAUGAUACGGUACUCCCGGAAACUAGAUAUGAAAACCGUCGAGAAUAAUACAAGAAAGAUAACUCUUAUGAUGAUGACAAUUACUAUUGUGUUUAUAAUAGCUUAUCUCCCGUUUAUUAUUAUUUCUAUGGUGGAUGUUCUAGACGAAAAGUUUUGGGAAAAACUGACAUAUUGGGAAGCUUUACUGUAUGAUUUUCUGUUGCGAAUUUAUCUGAUCAAUCAUGCAGCAAACCCUAUAAUAUACAGCUUUUGGGAUGACCGGUUUAGAAAAGAAAGUGUCAAGUCAUUUAAAAGUGUAUUGCUCUGCCGGGGUGACUUUAAACUACACGCGAAAACCACCGAUAGCAAAUUCACGUCUCGGGCAAAUUCAACAAAACUUACUGAAAGCUUUCUAAUAUAAGCUUUGAAGUAAGUUUCUUUGAAUGCUUUUUGUCACAUAUUUAUAUAGACUCUUUUUGAAAGAUUUAAAACGAAUGGGUUUUUUUAAUUAUACAUAGCUGUGGUAAACAUAAUUUCAUUGUGUUUUAUCAUUUUGACGAUGUUAAGUCAUAGAACGUUUCAAGAAGCCGUGCAGUGCUUAUUUGUUUUGACUUAUAGCCAGCCUUUUGUGUGUGAAAUUUAGUUCCAUCCGUUCAGCCACAUCAUUUAUAUCUGGAAGAGCAAAUUCGCUAAAAGUCUGAUCGGAUCAACAUUUUAAAAUUGUGCAAAACAUUAAUUCAAUUACAGGGUUUUAAAAGAGAAAAUUAAAACAUACGUGACAAACUAUAGAAAUAGAUUCAACAAUAUAUUCUUAAAUUAAAAACCUAUGUUGGCCGAUAGCGUCCAUUUUAAAACCGUGAGGAAUUUGAAUGUCAGUUUGUAAAAUGGCAACUUUUAAAUCAUCGAGAUUUUAUGUCCACAUUGUAUCAAUGUCGGGGCUUAUAGAAACUCUCGAGUUUCUCUGUCACACUUCUGUCCUAAAAGGUCGAGUUUUACAAAGGAAAUCGCGACAUUUAGACUAAUCCAAGCAAAGAUAUCCUUACUUUAGCUAGCCAUUAUAGCCCGCGCUAUUUUGUUGAAGGAUAGAGUUUGAGCGUUAAGCAUUUUAUACCCGCGAUUUUUUAUGAAAAUUCGUUGAUGAGGAACAAAAAAAUCGCGGCCCAUUAUUUUUUUCCUCGACUUUUUGUAGAAUUUUUACAACACUUGCAAAAUAUUUCUUUCUGUUCCUCGACUUUUUAUAGACAAACAAUGGAUAAAAUGGAGAGUCAAACCAUGAACGUUACCGCCCA
Messenger RNA from Ruditapes philippinarum (Manila clam), 2290 nucleotides. Its product is annotated as cholecystokinin receptor type A-like. The record is from RefSeq and is a predicted model, not a curated record. Gene Ontology annotation, biological process: G protein-coupled receptor signaling pathway. NCBI's taxonomy places the organism in Eukaryota, Metazoa, Mollusca, Bivalvia, Venerida, Veneridae. The transcript has a single exon. Bases 157 to 1422 code for a protein of 421 amino acids. Gene Ontology annotation, cellular component: membrane. Gene Ontology annotation, molecular function: G protein-coupled receptor activity.